CGACAGAGAGAACGGAAGGCUGGGGGUUGAGGGAAAGGAAAGCACAAUAGAGGGGGAAAAAAGUGAGCGAGGGAGAGUGACAGGGACAGAGAGAGCGGAGGAGGUGGGGAGGGGGGAUUGGCGUGGUAUAUGGAGCAAGCGAGGGAAGAGGGAGAUUUUGAAUCUGUGAAGAGCGACGGAUAGACGGGAGAGUGAGCUGGACAGGGAACACGCACUCGGAUAGAGAGGAGGAAAGGAGAGCGAGGAUAAGCGGAUAUUUCAAGUUUUUGCACAAAUACGAUGAUGGGACUGUACUAUCCUUCCGUGUUGUCGGGCUCUCAGGAUUCAGCAGGUGGUCAAGAGGGUCUCAUCCCCCCAUCCUUCUCCACCUUCCCCCCUCCUCCCCCUCCGCCCCCCCAGAACGGAUUGGCCCUGGAGUACGGGGCCAGUCUGUACACCGCAGGGGCCAUCCAGGGGUCGGUGGAGGUCGGACAGGCAGGCCUUAACACCCCGACAAGUGUCCCAAACAUCUUAACCACGCACCAGUCAGAUGUGUCGUCACAGAUUGAUACCCAGUUGGUGUGUACAGGAGGAGGUGGUGGCGGGGGGUCCGUAGGGGACGACUCAGAGAAGGGGACCCCCAAACGCCUCCACGUCUCCAACAUUCCCUUCCGCUUCAGAGACCCUGACCUCCGGCAGAUGUUUGGGCAAUUUGGAAAGAUCCUCGACGUAGAGAUCAUAUUCAACGAGAGAGGAUCGAAGGGUUUUGGCUUUGUGACGUUUGAGACGAGCGCAGACGCUGAGAAGGCCAGAGCUGCUCUCCACGGAACUCUGGUGGAAGGACGCAAGGUUGAGGUCAACAACGCCACAGCCAGGGUGAUGACCAAUAAGAAAAUGGUCACCCCAUAUUCUAAUGGAGGAGAGGGGCUCGCCGCUCUACCUUAUGGGCUACUAAAUGCCAACUCCCCUACAGCCGGGUGGAAGUUGAGUCCAAUGGUUGGAGCCAUGUACAGUCCAGAGCUCUAUACAGUCCCUGGCUUCCCGUACCCUGCGGCGGCUGCACAGGCUGCCACAGCGGCGGCGACCUUUAGGGGCGCCCACCUCCGGGGUCGUGGCCGGCCGGUCUACGGUGCUGUCAGGGCAGCCCUACCCCAGCAAGCUAUACCUACAUACCCAGGUGUGAUGUAUCAGGAAGGGUUUUACGGUGCAGCAGACCUCUAUGGUGGCUAUGCUGCGUAUCGCUACGCUCAGCCGACUGCGGUGGCUGGUCCUGCAGGAGCAGCGGCUGCCGCAGCAGCUGCCUACAGUGAUGGCUACGGACGGGUGUACACGACAGACCCUUACCACGCUGCACUGAACCCUGCUGCAGCCUACGGUGUAGGAGCUAUGGCCACACUGUACAGGGGAGGCUACAGUAGAUUUGCGCCCUACUAAAGAUAACCACAUUUCCCAGGAGCUCUCUCAUCCUGUUUGAACAAUCUAUAAAAGAGCUCCCUCUGCUGUCCAGGAUGGAGAUUGCAACACGUUGACGCAAGUUUGUCGCCUACCAUGGAAACAUUUAUAUUUCAAAAUCUCCUGCUGUCCACUCUUUUAUCGCUUCAAACAAAAAUAGGAAUGCCAUUUUAAAGACUGGUAGAAAGCCUUGACAAAGAAAAGAAAAUAGAAAAAAACCUUGUAUUUGAACCAAAUGGCCGCUUGUUUCCAUUGCACGGCUGUAUUAUAGUCCCCCUGUUUCUCCCUCUCGACACUCUCAGCAGCACAAGACACAGAAUGGUCGCCCCCAGCUAGCGUACCUCCAGAGCCUAUCAUGUAACUGGUGUCCGGACCGUUAACUGAACACUGAAACCCCCUACCACACGUAUAACAGCCAAGGUGUAAUGUGGCAUGUACUAUACACAACUCAUACAUCAAGAAUGGAGGUGGAGUCUAGUUAUGGAAGACAGAACUGUGACUGCCAGUGUCUGCAGGUCUGUGGAGCCUGAAUGAGCGAGAAACCACAGCAACCGAGCACCAGAAGCAUUUUGGAACAAAGACAACUUGCAAACAAAGUGGAGGAUGUGACUCCAUGUUUCCUGUUGUGGGGUGAAGGAGUAUGAGAGAGGAAAUUACAUCAUCAUUGCAGAGAGAGAGGGGAUGGACUGAUGUUUUUUUUAACACUAUUAGAAAUGACUCACUUCAAACUGAGCAGUAAAAGGAUUAUCAUAGCUGUUCCUUACCUCAAAGUUUUCUUAGUCCGUGAAAAUGGCGAACCUUUAAAAAUUUAAUUGUUACAAUUAUGCAAAUAAAUUAGUUAGAGAAAGAAAAAAAGUUACCAUAUUAUUAUUAUUAUUAUUACUAUUGCUGAUUUAUAGCGUUGUCUUUAUUGCGUUAAUAUUGUUAGUUUCAGUGGCUCUCUGAGCACACCUCCACACACAUUUUCCACUUCCCUAGAAACGAGGUCUAGGGGCUAGGACUACGGUGUAGAUAAUAUCUGUGUCAUUCACUACAGUGGGCAACACUACACGUCCCCUCUACAUAACACAAUAUUAUACCAAACUAAACUUCCAGUGCACAACAUCAUAUUCUCACAAUACUUCACACUAUACACAUCACUCAGAACUAUAUAAUAUUUCAUCACUGCUAUCGAGGUACCGGCUGGCUUUUUUAUUGCAUUGUGAAUGUUAGGCUGAGACAUAUAUCACUGAUAACAUUGAAACAACCAGAACCUAGUGUCCUAGAAUAAACUUCUUCAGUUAUAUUUCUUUGAAAAGGUAUGAUAGGGAUGUAUUAUUUGGCUAUAUGAUUGAUUUCCCUAACCUGUUCUGUCUUUUAGAAGAGCAGGUAAACAUCAAGUACAGUCUUCCUGAGAAUAGCUACGUUGGUAAUAGAUAGUGAGAUUCUGUCAACAGGUGUUGAAAGAGGGACACCAUCAAUAUGAAAAAUAUUUAAUGCAAAAUACCAUAAUAUUGUGCAUAUUUCUAUAUCCUUAUACUCUAUUUCCAAAAUGUGGUUUUUGCCUUUUUUUGUUGUUCCAAAGAUUUGUAGAAAAGCACACUUUUAGUCAUGUGUAUGAUAAAUAUAUUAUCGUUCUUGUGGUUAUUAUUAUUAUAAGUGUGGUCUUUUUAUUUGUUGCAUUAGGUCGUUGUAUUUUUUUCUAUUGGUAAAUGUUGUUCCUCCUCAUGUAAGGUGACAUUUUCAUUUCCUCCAUCAAGAUUAGUUGAAAUCUGAUAUUUUUCCCCCCUGUGUUGUUUUCUUGGGCAGAGGGGAAUGGACUAUUUAGUAGUUUCAAAGAGGGAGGGAACCAUAGAAGUAUACCACUAUGACAUCAGCCUAUCUAGUGUUCUAUAUCUAUGGCGCGAACAAAACGGGAAAGCACGUAAAACUAAACUACCAAACUAAUUUCCCCCCAAAAGAUAGGGAAAGGCUGAAAUGUUUGGGUCUCACAAUUUAUUCCAAGUCCAAAGUUUACAGUAGACAAGAAUACGCUGGAAUGAAUGGUGGUCUGACAAGCACUUCUUCUGACCUGGUGAAGUAAUCUAGUCACUCUGUCGUAGACAAAGACUCCUAACAUUUCAGUGCUGAAAUUUAGUCAGUUGAGGUUUAAAACGGAUGUGAAGAGCGUAGCGCUCGUGUGCUGUCUAGGUUAAAGGGCAUGCAAUUUUGAAUGAUCCAAGUAUACAAAAGGUUGUAUGUGUUAUCGUUUGGUUUGUACAAUGGUAAAUGUUUCAAAGCAGUUUUACAAAGAAUCUUAUGUGGGGCAUGAACUAAUUACUAUGAAACAAUAUUUCAAAAUGCUGCAGUCAUUGUUUAUUUUGAAAUGUUUGCUCUUCUUCAUUUUAUCUUCGGUUUUCUGGCUGUGUGUACCACUCUUCUGUGUGAACUUAAUCUAAGUCAUCAACAGGGGUCAAACUCUUCUCUGGUCAUUUGACUUUAUUAUCAUGUAUUGCAAAAGAGGACUGAAAUAUGAAUAACUGAAAAGAUACAGCCAAAGAUGGUUAUUUAUGCCCUAUUUCUAUGGUUACCAAAUUGAGAAACGCAGAGCAAAGUGGAUAAAUGAUUGACAACCUAUUGAACCAAUCAACAUGGGCAACUAGCAUGAUCUACUUCUCCAAGAAGUAGAGUUUGAGACUCCUGACCUAAAUGUUUUGCAUGAUUUUGAUUCUGUCUUUUGAGAUCAGACUCCAACAGCAUUCGGUUGCAAUAGUCAUCUUUUACCACUAAACUCCAUUGAGAAUGCUAGGCAGCUAGCCCUUUUUUAUGCUAAGGAUGCUAGUGUAGCAACGAAGAGCACAGUGCUGUUUGUCAAAGACUCAGGCCCAGUGAUGGGCAAAACAAAAUGGCCGCCACAAUGAGGCAAGAACACAAUGGCAACGUUCUAAUUUCCAUACCAGCAUAUUACUUUGAAUUCAUACCUUGAUACAGUGCUUCAUACUAAGUAGUAUACUUGUGUGGAUAUUGGAACAGAGCCAUGGAGUAGGCUCCUUGUAUUAUAUUAUACAGUGAGGUGGUUCUUAUUCUCUAUAGGUUUCAAAUAGUGACGGUCCUUUUUUGAAUCUCUUCCCCUCUGUCAUGUUUAUCCAUUGGCUGCCAUUAUGCUAUUUUGUUAGUGAAUGUCCAUAUAAAAUCUUUUAUAUAAAAUA
Messenger RNA from Oncorhynchus keta (chum salmon), 4598 nucleotides. RefSeq names its product RNA binding protein fox-1 homolog 2-like. Gene Ontology annotation, biological process: regulation of alternative mRNA splicing, via spliceosome; nervous system development. NCBI's taxonomy places the organism in Eukaryota, Metazoa, Chordata, Actinopteri, Salmoniformes, Salmonidae. Gene Ontology annotation, molecular function: mRNA binding. The transcript has 12 exons. Bases 280 to 1413 code for a protein of 377 amino acids. The record is from RefSeq and is a predicted model, not a curated record. Gene Ontology annotation, cellular component: nucleus; cytoplasm.